UUUGAGAAGACUAGUUGGACGUGUUGACACACCUUGUGCUGUGCGCGUCAGUUGUAACGUGUUUUCUUCGCAAUUAUUUCGUGUUUUUAUAACUAAUUUAGUGAACCCAACAUGUAAAUUUGUGUUAUUGUCUGAAUAGUGAUACAAAGUGCCUCUUGAACAGUUAAUAAACGGCAAAGUUCCUCUGUUAUUGUUCUAUGUAUGCUUAUAUUAUUCUUACCUCUCGGAUAAAAGACAGUGAUUCCGGAAUUGAGGUAGUGAGGUGAUACUGGUGGUGAAAAUGCACGGGAGCGUCGUCGGGGGUGGCGGUGGGGGCGGGGGGAGUACCGACCGCGACCGUCGCGCCCUCGAACGGGAAGCGCUCCGGAACGUUAUCGCCCAAUGGAACGCCAAUCGACUUGAUCUCUUCGAACUCUCCGAACCUAACGAGGAUUUAGAAUUCCAUGGCGUUAUGCGUUUCUAUUUCCAAGAUUCGGGUCAAAAGGUGGCGACCAAGUGUAUUCGGGUCGCAUCGGACGCCACCGUCGAGGACGUGAUCGGCACUCUAGUAGAAAAAUUUAGACCGGACAUGCGGAUGUUGUCUGUGCCCUCAUAUGCCCUUUACGAACUACACGAGGGUUGUCCGGAACGUAGAAUGGCCCCUGACGAAAAGCCCCUACUUGUCCAACUCAAUUGGCAUGUGGACGAUCGAGAGGGACGUUUUUUACUCAAAAACACCGACGAGAAAACGCACAACUCUGUUCAUGAUUCAAAUGCAAGUUUCCGACGAAAAUUAUCUAAAAGGGAGAAAAAGCAGUUAAAGAAACAGGAGAAAUUGCUACGCAUGAAAAGCGAAAAUGGAAGCGCCAAAGAGAAAGGUGAUGGGGUUGCUGAGAAACUUUAUUCAGAGCUUCCAGAAACGUCUUUCACUAGAUCUAUAUCAAAUCCAGAAGCUGUUAUGCGUCGAAGACGACAACAAAAGUUAGAACGAAAAUUGCAACAAUUUCGAUCAAAAGAUGGUGGGCCAGACACAGCAGGGGGUACGUUAAAAAUAUACGGCGAAGCCUUGUGCAGGGAUGUGCCGUACAAAACGUUAUUGUUGUCUAUAAGAGACACCGCGGGUUCUGUGGUGCGCGAAAUGCUCGACAAAUACGGUCUUAACAAGGCUGACCCAUCGCAAUGGUGCUUGGUACAAGUUACGUCACAACCGGGAUCGCCUGAUACGGAAUACGUCCUAGAUGAAGACGAAUGUCCACUGUCCAUACUCAUGAACUCCCCGAACACAAGCUCCAUCAUGUUCCACGUUAGACGAAGACCAGCAGAUUGUGCUCCCAGAAAAAGAAAGAAAAAGCCGGGUGCCUUGGGAGCUACUGCUACAGGAAGUGGACGGGAACCGAGAUUGGAAGCUGCCCCGUUGCUGGUUGAAUUGGGGCCUGAUGGAUCAGCUCCGUCCCCCGGUGAUACCGCCAGAAGUUUACGACUGUCGAAGGACGUUAUGGAGGUGGGCUCAGCGAACGGCAUCGACCUCCAGCUGUAUGGGCCCCACAUCCAGCCCAGACACGCGGUCAUCGCGAACACUGACGGCCUAACUUCAAUAACACCCUGUCACGCGGACGCCCACACUUACGUCAACGGACAAAGAAUACACCAAACGACCAUCCUCAGUCACGGCAACCUUAUCAAAUUCGGACACAGUAACGCGUAUCGGUUCCUGGAUCCAUCCCAAGAAAACAGGCCGAUACGGACAUCGGGGGGUGGAGCUGAUAGCGCCAGCGUUUACGAUAGAUUAAGCGGCAUAGACCGCUAUCCCCGUGGUCAAGAUCCAAUCUUGCCAGCGGUUCUGGAGUUCCCGGAGGAGCCUCAAGAACAAUUUUUGGCGCGUGUAAUCACUCACCUUGAUGUGACGACGCCGACGUUUCGUCUAGCACCCGCCUACACUCUUUACCUGUGCGCUCGAUAUCGCGCCUCCACCCACUAUCGGCCCGAACUCACCCCAACCGAAAGAGCGCACAAGCUCACCCUCCUACUUCAGCACGCGGCAAUGCUUAUCAGGCACACCGUCCAAGAUAGAAGCACCGAAAGUACAUCCCAGGCAUUUUGGCUUGCGAACGCCAGCGAACUUCUUCAUUUUCUCAAGUCUGAUAGACACGUAAGUGCGUUUUCAAUCCAGGCCCAAGACACUCUUGCCGACGCCGUUCAAUUGGCAUUCCGAAAUCUGGUGGCGUGUCUUACAGGCGAACUGAACGCGGUUAUGGGCAAUCUGGUGUCAGAUGGUAGUGGUACGGGUGACGACCAUCCUCGAGAUGUCGUCAACGUACUUGGUGUCGCAAUGAACCUAUUGCGCAAGUGUCGCGUAAACGCCGCCCUUACCAUUCAACUGUUUUCGCAACUUUUUCACUGGAUCUCGGCGAGAGCCCUUUCCGCUAUUAUUAACAAUCCGGCCCUGUGCAAUCGCAGCUUUGGCGUGAAACUUUUUAACAAGUUGAGAAACUUACAGGCUUGGGCUGAGUCUCAAGGAUUAGAAUUGGCCGCCGAAUGUCAUCUUGCCAAAAUUGUCCAAUGUGCCCAUUUACUACAAGCCCCGAAGAGUACAGCUGAAGAACUGGCCAAUUUAUCAGCGGCUUGUUUUAAGCUGAAUUCAUUACAACUUAGGGCUUUGCUUACACAGUAUAAAGCUGAACCAGGUGAACAAGUGGCACCGCCAGCAAUGUUAGAACAAGCAGCUCGUGCGGCAGAGGGCGUUGCUGAUGAACUAGCGAGAGCUGAAGGUCGUGAAGUGCGAUUACAUGAAGAUCCCGCUCCACCGUUGCAAUUACUUCUUCCAGAUGACGGUUUUAGUUGUGAUGUUGUUCAAGGUGUCCCUCCUGGACUCGCUGACUUCCUACAACCUCUCCAAGUUUCUGGACUGUGCCGUCUAGCUACCCAACCAACAAGUUCCGGACAUUGGACAGUCUAUAUGAAUGCUCCCAGGCCGCCUUCAGCUCUUAGCACUACACAACCAGAGAUACAGGUGAUAAGGCUCCACAAAGCAGGAGGCGGAAUGGGACUAUCGAUUGUAGCUGCAAAAGGGGCGGGACAGGAGCGACUGGGAAUUUACAUAAAGUCAGUUGUCCCAGGGGGAGCUGCCGAUCGUGAUGGAAGAUUAGCCGCUGGAGAUCAACUGUUAUCUGUAGAUGGACAGUCACUUUUAGGAAUAACGCAAGAAAAGGCAGCAGAAUUCCUUGUAAGAACAGGAAGUGUGGUAACAUUGGAAGUAGCAAAGGGAGGUGCUGUUUAUCACGGACUGGCUACCCUUUUGCAACAGCCCAGUCCAACACCCAACAGAGGUCCUAGGCGCAUGUCAGAGCGAGAUCUUCCAUCGCGAGUAGAUUCUGAACGUAGUAUUCCUUCUUCAAAGUCUGUACCUGCUCUGCAUCAUAUUUCACCUGGUGCAGAGCAGCCUUCUAGAGUAGGUGGCGGAGCCCACGAUGUCUUCAACCCCGGCUACAGCCGAACUUCCUCGAAUAAUAGCAUCAAUACGAACAGCGCCGUUGUUGGUAGUGGUGGGGGUGGUGGUAGUGCUCCUCAAGUGAUUAGCAGCAACCCAGUGAACAAUCCUGUCAAUAAUCUUCGAAGUCGUUCAACACACAACCUCCAUCAGGACUCCGGUUUUUAUCAAAAUCUCAGUGUUUAUCGUAAUAAUAUACCAAACCCUCAACAGUUGGGCGACAGGACGUCAGCAUUAAGAAGCUCUCAGAAUUCUUUACAGUCAACAGUUCAAAAUAAUCCUCAGCGACCUGUAUCCGCUUAUUAUCCUCAAGCGUCUGUGCAGUCUCCUGCAAUACGUUCUAAUUUACAUCAGUCAAUUCCAAAUCUCAAAAGUCCCCCUACAACCCAACGUCUUCAGAACGAUGAUUCUCGUUCUGGUUCUUUUCCAAGUGUUAACCAACAGUAUCCGCUAACUUUUAACCACAAACCGCCUGUAAAUAGUAGCUACGGAAGUCCUAACAAUACUAGUGGCUACGGGGUGUCUCCACAAGGUCAAUAUAAUAGAGGACAUGGCGUUCAAAACUAUGAUCAGAACUAUAAUUCACCAUACACCAAUCAGAAUUACGGAGGACAAACUAAUCAACACCAUCCAGGCCAACCACCCGAGAAUUUUACAAGUCACCCUCACCAGAACCACAUUUAUAAUGUUCAAAAGCAGUCUUACGGCCAUAGUGGUUAUGGAGGUCAGCCACAAAACCAAAGUUACUCGGGACCAAACCAAAAUCACUAUCCAAAAUCCCAUGAAACCGAAGUGAAUAUGAAACAAAGUUAUCCUAAUAAUGGACAGUACGUUCCUAAUACUAACAACUCAUACCCAAGUCCAACACAAAGUGUUCAAAGUUAUUCUAACGGUCACGUUCAUCCUGGCGGACGCCAUCCAGAUGAACCUCAUCGAUACAGUGGAGGUGGUUUGUUACGUGAAGAUGUCCUCAGGCAUUCUCAGUUCAAUAGAACUGAAGAAAUGAUGAGAUACUCGAGUUCUAAUAAUAUUGCCCAGGCACAACAAUACCAUCACCGAAUACAACCAGAGGAACGAAUUCAGAACGAAAUGAGGACAUCCCGAAGUGAUGAUUUACUUAAACAGCAUACCAUCAACAACAAUACUCCUGGUGGUGAAAUGAUGAGAUACGCAAGUAGUGGGAAUAUAAGAUCACAAGAGAGCUCCAAAAUUGAACUGUCUCAACUUCGUUAUAACGACGAGCGUAAAGAUGAUUUGCGUUCAAACAUAAGAGGUCAAGCAAAAUUGGUCGAAAUGGGCGAAGAAUUGCGCAGAAGGCAAAAUCGUGUCCUCUCUCCGUCUGUACCCACAGGUCCGCAACAUCAACACUUCCAUCCGCAACACCAGCCUCAAAAUUACCAAAUGCAAAUGGACAAAAACGUCCAAAAUCUCCAAACUAUGAAUCUUAAUCAACCGCUGAAUAGUUACGUACCCCAGCCUGCAUAUUAUAGCGGAACUCAAACAACCCCUACAACAUCAAAAUCACACCCGAAUCUUGUAGUGAAAAACACUCGCAAAAUUGAAGAUCCUCCCGAACUCCCACCUCCCACUACGCAUCCUCUGUAUACAGCUAGUAUGCAUGACCCGCCUAAAAUGGCGUUCUAUCCGAAUUGUAAUAAUGUUCAGAACAAGUUGCCGGUACGAGAUCCUUGGGCUCGCGAAGAACAGGAAAAACAAGCGGAAAUGAGGCGAGAACAGGCACGUCAAUGGCAGGAGCAACAAAUUAGAGAACUUAUGUCAUUACCGUACCGUACACCACAGCAAGAGGAGCAAUUACGGGUGUUACAGUUAGAGAGAGAGUUUCAGAGGAGAGCACUCGAAGCAGCAGAACAGGAUGAUGACGAUACCGAAGAAAAGGAAAGUCCCACAUCAACUCCAUCGAUUCAGUCCGUUCAGCCUCCUGCCUCCUCCAGUAUUAAUACAACCGUAACAACUCAUACGACACCGAUAAUGUCGAAGAUUGAACAUCCUCCGUCGAUAUUGAAACCUGGCGUUGCAAACAAUCACACAGUUGAACCAGAAGUACCCCCACCUCCGCCCGAAAGAGGUUCAAGCUUUGCUGUAAUGUCAAUGCAUAAUAAGGAGGCAAUUAAGAGGGUGACUUUUGACGAUUCGUCCGCGACUGUUACAACUUCUCCUCCAAAAACGCUCGUCAUUGAAGAACCCAUAAGGGAAGAUCCCAACAGCUUUAUAAGACAAGCUGAGUCAAUGCUGGCAUCUCCCACAACCCCCGUCGAUUCACCCCACGGGCUUGCACAAGCAACUCCAGGGGUAAUAGGAGCCCAAGAGGUGUACCGUGACCCGCGUACUAGAAGAUUGGCGGAACAACAAGCACAGUGCAAACCCGAAACGGUACCUGAAAAGUUGUCGUUCAAAGAAAAAAUGAAAAUGUUUGCCAUGGAAACGGGUGAAGCGGGUACGCCGAAAGAUAAGAGCAAAAUUUCGAGGGCGCAGCGCGAAAUCGACAAUCUCGGAUCACCCGGCUCCGGUCUCGUUCACUGAAAAAUAAAUUAAGAACAGGAAACAUUUGCUCGAUAAGACCUUUGUACUUUCGAUGACGUAGCGUGAAGAACACGAAGCUUAUUUCGAUAUGACGACAGCCGGUAAGAUUUUUCGUUAAUACUUUUUGACAACAUGAAAAAUUCUAAUGCCCAUUUUAGAUAAUUAGAAAAAAAAUCUUAUUUUCUGACUCUUUCUGUGAAUAGGAACUUGAACAAAGUUAUUUUCAUAAAUUUACAACGAAUUAGUUUUUGGAAUUUUCAUUUCGAAAAGUCUUCUCAUUAGUAUUAACCCCGGUGAAAUUAGAAUGAUUAUAUUUGUUUUCUGCAUGAAAAUUAAUAUAAAGUUUUAUAGACGGGACAGUAUUGGACACAUCAAAAUAACGAAAGUGGUUUUUAAACUAUACUAUGUCGUAUUUUGAAUCUUUCUCAUUCUAUAAAAUUAGUGGCUUAAUGGAGUGAUAUUAUCUCUAGUUAGUGUACCAAUAUUGUAAUUAAAUAUAUUACUAUUAAGUACAUACAGCUGGAGAAGUGAAACGUAU
Messenger RNA from Agrilus planipennis (emerald ash borer), 6545 nucleotides. Its product is annotated as afadin. Gene Ontology annotation, cellular component: adherens junction. The transcript has 17 exons. Lineage: Eukaryota; Metazoa; Arthropoda; Insecta; Coleoptera; Buprestidae. Bases 281 to 6007 code for a protein of 1908 amino acids. Gene Ontology annotation, biological process: signal transduction; regulation of protein localization. The record is from RefSeq and is a predicted model, not a curated record. Gene Ontology annotation, molecular function: cell adhesion molecule binding.